CUAAGCAGAAUUACUGUCAUAAAAAAUGCAACCAGUAAAAUUUCCAGUCUUUAACUUGCUACGGGGAAAAGCAGAUUUGUAGUUCCUGCAUUGAAAUUUUGAUUAAUUUUGAUUUUAAAGAAAAUUCUGAAGUGAAAUGUCGUUCCGUCUUUUCAUCGCAAUCUUCAUAUGCAGCGUUGUUGGAUCAUCAGCUGCUCCUCUGCCAAAUCCAUUCAAUAUGUUUGAUUACCUUCCUACAUUUGAUCAAGUGACAAACUUUAUUGGAAAUGUUGGAAACGAAAUUUAUAAAGAUAUCGUUGAAUUAAGAGAUGAAUUUACUACUCCAGCUGAGACAUCUACAACACCAGGCGAUAAAUCUACUACUCCCGGGGAACAAUCUACUACUCCAGAAAAAUCUACUACUCCUGGAGAACAAUCUACUACACCAGAACCCACUACUCCUGAAAAUACCACUCCUAAAGAACCAACUACAACUCCAGAAGCAUCUACAACUCCAGCAAAGCCUACCACACAAGGAGCAUAAAUAUAAUGUGCAAGUUUCUCAACACUUGCACAGCUUAAGGACUGAAAGAAGGAAAGUAGACAAGCCUGACGUAAAUCACAAUUGCACCUAAUUUAUAGUUUUCUAUUUCUGAAAUACACAAAAAACAACAACAACAAAAAUUUCAAAUUGUCUAAGUGUUAAGGAAAUCCAGUCGUAAAUUCACAUUACUUCCGAUUUAUGUAUUUGUUUUACAUUGUACAUUAUUUGCCAUGUAUUAAUGUUAAAAUCAUUGCUUUACUUCUUAAUAAAAUGUUUUAAACUGAGGCA
Parasteatoda tepidariorum (common house spider) is the source of this 811-nucleotide messenger RNA. RefSeq lists its product as uncharacterized. NCBI's taxonomy places the organism in Eukaryota, Metazoa, Arthropoda, Arachnida, Araneae, Theridiidae. The record is from RefSeq and is a predicted model, not a curated record.